Messenger RNA from Hyposmocoma kahamanoa, 1792 nucleotides. RefSeq names its product adenylosuccinate lyase (gene Adsl). Gene Ontology annotation, biological process: 'de novo' AMP biosynthetic process. Gene Ontology annotation, molecular function: N6-(1,2-dicarboxyethyl)AMP AMP-lyase (fumarate-forming) activity; (S)-2-(5-amino-1-(5-phospho-D-ribosyl)imidazole-4-carboxamido) succinate lyase (fumarate-forming) activity. The record is from RefSeq and is a predicted model, not a curated record. NCBI's taxonomy places the organism in Eukaryota, Metazoa, Arthropoda, Insecta, Lepidoptera, Cosmopterigidae. Gene Ontology annotation, cellular component: cytosol. The coding region runs from base 182 to 1660 and encodes 492 amino acids. The transcript has 3 exons.
ACGUCAGCUGCCAUGAUAACCUUGUUAUCAAAAUCGAAUUCUCCCGCGUGUCGAGUGACCUUCGUUACUCUUGCUUUUAUUUGUAGGUUAUUCAUUCAGUCUUCUGUCAGCUGUUAUGCGCGGUUGUUAUUAUCUGUGUAUUUGUCUAGAUUAUUAAACAACCAAUUUUACUGCAGUAAACAUGUUUUCAAUUGAUGCUCCAAUUGAACUGCAAAAUACUGAGUAUUGCAACUAUAGAUCACCGCUAAGUACAAGAUAUGCGUCGAAGGAAAUGCGGUACAAUUUCAGUGACCAGAAAAAGUUUUCUACAUGGAGGAAGCUCUGGCUCUACUUGGCGCAGGCUGAAAAGGAACUAGGUCUAGAUAUAACAGACGAGCAACUGGAAGAGCUCGAGUUGUCGAUUCACGAGAUCGACUUCGCAUCCGCUGCAGAGCACGAGAAGAAAGUUCGCCAUGACGUCAUGGCACACGUCCACACUCUCGCGGAAAAGUGCCCGCACGCAGCACCUAUCAUCCACCUCGGGGCUACGUCGUGCUAUGUAGGAGAUAACACUGACUUGAUUGUCAUGAGGCACGGCUUGGAGCUACUGCUGCCUCGUUUGGCUGCUGUGAUUAGUUGCUUGGCAAAGUUCGCUAAUGAUCACAAAUCGAUCCCAAUUCUUGGUUUUACGCACCUCCAACCCGCUCAGCUGACAACAGUCGGCAAGCGAGCUUCGCUUUGGCUAAGUGACUUGUUAAUGGACGAGCGCGCACUCUCCCGUGCCAAGGACGAUCUGCGCUUCCGUGGAGUCAAGGGAACUACCGGCACCCAAGCCUCCUUCAUGCAACUCUUCGAUGGCAACGGUGAGAAAGUCCGUUGCCUGGACAAACGUGUCGCUGAAUUAGCUGGCUUCGAAAAGCGAUACAUCGUCACCGGACAAACGUACUCCAGAAAAGUUGACAUUGAAGUUAUUGGGGCUCUGUCAAGCCUCGGAGCCACGAUUCACAAGAUGUGCUCAGACAUUCGAAUUCUUGCUUCCCGCAAGGAGAUAGAGGAACCAUUCGAAACGUCGCAAAUUGGUUCAAGUGCGAUGCCGUACAAGAGAAAUCCUAUGAGAUCUGAGCGAUGCUGCGCGUUGGCUCGUCAUCUGAUUACUCUUCACGCGAACGCAGCUAACACACACGCUGUUCAAUGGUUGGAACGUACUUUAGACGAUUCUGCUAAUCGUAGACUCACUAUCGCUGAAGCUUUCCUAACCGCAGAUGCCACUUUGAUAACCCUCCUCAAUGUCUGCCAGGGACUUGUUGUUUACCCUAAAGUUAUCGGUCGCCACAUCGCACAAGAGCUACCUUUCAUGGCUACUGAAAACAUCAUUAUGGCUAUGGUUCAAAAUGGAGGUGAUCGUCAAGAGUGCCAUGAAAAAAUUAGGGUGCUGUCACAUGAAGCAGGUGCUCAAGUGAAACAACAUGGAUUGGACAAUGACUUGAUCGAGCGUGUGAAGAAUGAUCCUUACUUCAGUCCUAUAAUUUCACAACUUGAUAAAAUUCUGGAUCCUAGUACUUUUAUAGGCCGCGCCCCUGAACAAGUCGAGGAGUUUAUUGCAGAAGAAGUAGAAGCUGUCAUUGCAAAGUAUAAAGAUACUUUAGUUGAAGUUGAAAAACCCGUCGUUUUAAAUAUUUAAACUCCUGCUUGUAGUACAUACGCAGACAGUUUUUAUUGGAAUAUUAGUAUCAUGACUGGUUAAUAGUGCCUAAAAGUGUAAGAAUGUUAUUUCAGUACUUUAAGAAAAGCCAGUUUGUUUAAUGUCAUAAUA